AUGUCGUCUACUAGGCAAAGACAGGGAAACCUGUUCAGCAGUCUGCGCGUGUGGAAACUGAAGAUGCGGGAGGACCAGCGACAGCAAGAAAAAGCUGUCAUUGCUCAGCCAACAUUUGUUUUUGAAAAGAGGGAACAAACUUUUAAGAGACCUGCAGAAGACACCCUUCAUGAAGCAGCAGAACAUGAGUGUAAUGGUUUUUCAAGAAAGCGCGUACGGUUGUCAUCUUUUACUAUCCCUACUCCAGAUUCUCAGUCCCAAGGAGUGAAGAAAAACAGUGGUUUUAUGGCAUCUGCUCUUGUGCAAAGGAGUGUUGAUAUGAACAAUACAGAACGAGGUCCUGUGAAGCAAUCCCAACAGGUUCUAAGACCUGCCAUUUUGCAGCCACCUCCAGUACAAAGGUGUGAAAAAGGAAGAAAAACAUCUGGAUGUGAUGCAUUGGAAUCCUGCAAGACUAAAGAAAAUGCAAACAAUAAGGAAAGAACACCCCCUCUGAUUUCUGAGGGGGACUCCUAUUCACCAAGUACAAAUUUACUAAGUGCCAGAAUCUCGGUCCAGUUGUCUACUAACCAACAUUUUUCAGGGGGCAGGAGUAUGGGAUGUCAUCUAAAUGAAGAUAAGUGUUCUUUGAAAAGCUGCAGUUCUGAUUUUGUUUUUGGAGAAAAUAUGGUGGAAAGAGUUUUGGUAAGAUUUUGGAAUCAUGCUAUUUAAAUUUUCAUCAUGCAGGCCAGUGCCAGGGACAUAGGAUGUUUGUAUGCAGCAAUACAUCAUCGUCUUGUUGCACUUCGAAGCUUCUUUAAGCAGAAAGAUAUAUAUCAAGGUGAAAAUCAGUCAGAAAUAGUCCUCCAACAAUUCAACUAUGAUAGCUGUGAUGAAGACGAGGAUGAUUUCAUCCAAGACCCUAAAAAUGGAUCAGAUCCUUCUAGGUGGACCCACAGACAAUCAGUUGUCUGCUCAUAA
This is a messenger RNA of Chrysochloris asiatica (Cape golden mole), 960 nucleotides long. RefSeq names its product RAN binding protein 3-like (gene RANBP3L). The transcript has 11 exons. Lineage: Eukaryota; Metazoa; Chordata; Mammalia; Afrosoricida; Chrysochloridae. The record is from RefSeq and is a predicted model, not a curated record.